Molecule: messenger RNA, 1888 nt
Organism: Mya arenaria
Lineage: Eukaryota; Metazoa; Mollusca; Bivalvia; Myida; Myidae
Exons: 2
Coding region: 264-1373 (369 amino acids)
Source: RefSeq, a predicted model, not a curated record
GCUUGACGACAUAUUUUAGCGUGCGUCUAUAUCAGGCUCUGUUAGGACUGCUCAAGUAGUAGAGCUUCAUAAACAAUAAUCGGUUUAACAAUAAUAGAAUAAUUAGAAUUCCAGAUCAUAUAAGAUUAGAUGUACCAGUAGUUAGGUCAUUUCUCCGAAGAAUAAUAAAAGCAGAACGUGCUCAGAAUAUUUCCAGAAAAAAGCAGAAAAGGACGUUCAUGAUAUAAACUAUUAUCUCUUACUGAAAACAAGUGGAUGUUACAAUGAAACAACUCCUGUUCCUGGUGAUUAUUCACACGUUUUGUGGACGUUUCUGCAUUUUAGGCGUUGUCGGUUUAGAAACGGUCCCCAACAGUGUCGACAAUAUAGCCGAUACCACUAACCUGCAUACAGACAUUGUAAAACGAGCCAACACAGCGUUCAAACGGCUACCAGGAUGGGGGGUUUACUAUGGCAAAAGGUCCUUUGAAGCUCCGCAAUCGGCACAGAGCGACAAUGACAACGUUAACGAACAAAUACGCGAAAACGGUGAACUUGACUUAGAAAUUGUCAAACAGGAAAACGGCAUUAGUGAUGUAGAUAAAAACGACAACGGCCGUUUUGAAAAGUUCUUAAAUGAAUGGAAAUUCUUGGAUGCGCCUACAAAACGUGCAAAUUUGAAGCGUCUCCAAACUUGGAUGUCUACUUAUGGGAAGAGAUCCCUCCUUCUUAAUAAAUCAAACGGAUACAGUUCAACCGAUUCUGUGUCCAGUACAGAGAAUGACGAAAGCUAUAACUGGAAACAAGCAUACUCUUCUUUUGACUUUGAUAACAAAUAUGACAAACGUUCCCAAAGCUUGGCAACGAGUGAUAAACGCGACCCCAAAUGGUCUGCCAUCUACGGGAAACGAAUGCCAGGGUGGGGAGCGACCUAUGGGAAAAGAGUGCCAGGUUGGGGUGCAACAUACGGAAAAAGAAUGCCCGGAUGGGGGGUGACCUACGGAAAGCGAGCAAGCGGGUGGGAUUUUACACAAGAUAAACUUGUUCCAGGAUGGAGCGCAACGGUUGAUAAACGUGUUCCAGGAUGGGGCGCUACGUACGGUAAACGUGAUGCUGAAAUCCUCCAAGAGGUAGACAAACGUGCUCCAAUGUGGAGCGCUACUUACGGCAAGAGAGCCCCAGGCUGGUACGCAAUGUACGGAAAGCGAUCUAACGCGUGGAAUGCCUUCUACGGAAAACGGGUCCCCGGCUGGGGAGCCACUUAUGGAAAACGUGUUGUUGAAAGUGACUCAGAUAAUACAUAUAAUCAUCAGGAGACCCAGCUUAAUGAAGAAGUUCUAAGAAAAUCUGAGGGGAAAAGAACACAAGCUUGGCAAGCUUUUUAUGGCAGAUAAAAGCAAACAUUAUCUUACAAUACACGUAAGAUAAAAUCCUUAGUAAGCAACAUAGGUGGAAUAACAAAGCUAUUUAUGUAAAAAAAAGUUAUACGGAUUUUUUUUUGUCAGAUUAAGACAAGCCAUAUAAAAUAUAUAUUCUGUUGUUGGAGUAACAUUUCCAUUAAAUAACUGAAAUCUGAAGUCACUAAAUAGUCUAGAUUAAUGUUGAUAAUGCAGAAUGCAUUCUGAGCACUUUGAUAUCGCUUUAUGAAAGCAACGAGAAUCUCUGUAACACCAUUUGCAGUUAGUUUGAAAUAACAAAUUGAAGAAAUCUAAAUAACUAUGAUAACGGAUCAGAUUAAUUUUGUGAUAUUUCAUAAGUGGUACCAUGAGGAGAAGAUGCUGCUGGCCUUCAGUUCAUGCGGGCUGUGAUAGAAUGGUACUUGAAAUCCAACAAUGCAAUCUUAUAAUUAUUGAAAAACAUUCCAUUUUUGAAUGUUAUAACAGGUUAGAAAUAAAGUGUUUAAACCGAC